Molecule: messenger RNA, 2091 nt
Organism: Pseudomassariella vexata
Lineage: Eukaryota; Fungi; Ascomycota; Sordariomycetes; Amphisphaeriales; Pseudomassariaceae
Exons: 4
Coding region: 1-2091 (696 amino acids)
Source: RefSeq, a predicted model, not a curated record
AUGACUCCUGAACCGCCCCCACACCGAUAUCUCCAGGAUGAAUUCUCGUCUCAGAGCUUGCAGAGCCCUGAGGAGUUCUGGGCACGUCAAGCCGAGCAGCUGCACUGGCACACGAGACCCAACGCUACGCUCCACACGGCGCAAAAGACGCUGCCGAGCGGCGCGACGCAUCCGACCUGGAGUUGGUUCCCCGGCGGCGAGAUAUCCACAUGUUACAACUGUGUCGACCGGCACGUCGCGGCCGGACAGGGUGACCAGGUGGCCAUCUAUUACGAGAGCCCCGUUACGAAGACAAAGGAAAGGUAUACCUACAACCGACUCCUCGGCGAGGUCGAGACGCUGGCGGGAGCGCUCAGGGAGAAAGGUGUUAGGAAAGGCGAUGUCGUCAUGUUGUAUAUGCCCAUGAUUCCCGCGGCGUUGAUAGGCAUGUUGGCAGUGAACCGUCUCGGAGCCAUCCACUCCGUCGUCUUUGGAGGCUUUGCGCCAGCCGCCCUGGCUCAGCGCAUCGACGCCUGCAAACCGGUCAUCCUCCUCACGGCGUCAUGUAGCAUCGUGGGGAACAAGCCCCCCAUCGCUUACCAGCCACUGGUCGAGGAAGCGCUUGUUCUGUCUGCCCACAAACCAGAGAUGACCGUGAUCUGGCAGCGAGAGCGAUUGAUCUGGGCUACUAUUAGUAAGAAGAGUUGCCAGGUGUCAUGGCAGGAUCUUGUGGGCAGCGCCAAGGCUCGAAGGGUCAAAGCCGACUGCAUACCAGUACGAAGUGACGAGCCCAUCUACAUCAUGCACACAUCUGGCACGACCGGAGCCCCCAAGGGCGUGGUGCGCGAGGCGGGCGGCCACGCCGUGGGCUUGAACCUAUCCAUACGCUACGUCUUCGACAUCCACGGGCCAGGAGACGUGUCCUUCACGGCUUCGGACAUCGGCUGGGUCGUCGGACACUCCUACAUCCUGUACGCGCCGCUGCUCGCGGGGGCGGCGACAGUCCUCUACGAAGGCAAGCCGGUAGGGACCCCAGACGCGUCCGCGUUCUGGCGCGUGGUCGAGGAGUACAAGGUGAAUACCAUGUUCACGGCGCCCACGGCGCUCCGGGCCAUCAAGAGCGACGAUCCGGAUAACGACUCCCUGGCCAAGAUCGGCGAGUGCGGAGGCUUGCGGUCACUCAGGGCUCUAUUCCUUGCUGGCGAGCGCUCAGAGCCCACUUUGAUAUCCAUGUACCAAGAGCUCUUGGAAAAAUAUGCCGCUCCUUUGGCCACUGUUAUCGAUAACUGGUGGUCAACAGAAGCAGCAUCGCCGAUGACAGGCCGAGCGCUCGCGCCGCAUGCCGCUGGACAGGCUCGCAAUACCAGCGUACGAAACCACAAUCCACUACAGAUCAAACCCGGAAGUGCGGGGAAGCCGAUGCCAGGAUUUGAUAUUCGUGUUGUGGAUGAGCUGGGCGAAAAAGUAUCACCGGGGACGAUGGGCAAUAUUGUGUUAGGACUGCCGCUUGCGCCGACGGCGUUCCGGACACUAUGGCAAGACGAGGAAGGCUUUUAUAAGAGUUAUCUGAAGAGAUUUGACGGGAGGUUAUUGGAUACGGGAGAUGCAGGGUGGAUUGACGAUGAGGGCUACGUGCAUGUGAUGAGUCGAAACGACGAUGUGCUGAACGUUAGUGCUUAUCGACUAUCAAGUGGGGCUAUCGAGCAAGCCAUCUCGUCGCAUCCACUUGUCGUAGAAUCCUGCGUAGUCGGCAUCCCCGACAAACUGAAGGGCCAGCUUCCAUUCGCAUUCGUCAUUCUAUCCCUCACGGACUCGGUUGAGCCAGACGCAAAUAUUCUUUUCGAGAUCCGUUCGCUCGUGCGCAACCAAGUUGGCGCAUUUGCAUCGCUGGGCGGCAUGGUCUGCGGCAAAGGUAUGAUUCCCAAGACCAGAUCGGGCAAGACGCUGCGACGCGUACUACGAGAUUUAGUUCAAAAUGGUGUGCAUGGAGAAUUCAUGAAAGAUGUUGCAGUGCCAAGCACCGUAGAAGAUGCGACCGUGGUGGACGUUGCUCGGGCUAAGGUCAAGGAGUAUUUUGAGGAGAGUGGUGGUAAGCACAAGGCAACCGAGUGA